This is a messenger RNA of Mesocricetus auratus (golden hamster), 6663 nucleotides long. RefSeq names its product artemin (gene Artn). Gene Ontology annotation, molecular function: growth factor activity; glial cell-derived neurotrophic factor receptor binding; receptor tyrosine kinase binding. The transcript is spliced from 3 exons. NCBI's taxonomy places the organism in Eukaryota, Metazoa, Chordata, Mammalia, Rodentia, Cricetidae. The record is from RefSeq and is a predicted model, not a curated record. The coding region runs from base 1259 to 1933 and encodes 224 amino acids.
CAGGGGUGGCAAGGGCUGAAGGACCAAAUAUCCCAGAUGGCAAAGAAGGAGAACGGUCUGAACUGCCCUCGAGGGACUUGCUCCUGAGCUCCCCCUAGCGCAGAUACCCCUAAGGCUGCCUUGUCUGACUUUCCCUCCAUCUGAGAGAAUAGUCACCAGCCAGGUCUCUGGGGAUCUGAAUCUAGUUAGCCAACAGGUACACAACUAAGCCCUAGAGCGCCACUUCCUGGACAAAGGCCUGGGAGGGAUGUGUCGUCGUCGUCGACGUCCCCGUGUAUUCUGUGUGCUAGCAGAAGGACAGAGGAUAACAUCUGGGACCCAAGAGGAGACUAGCUAAUGAGAACUCUUAAAGGUUCUGGGAGACCCAGGGGGGUGGCUCACAAGAUGUGGUGUUCAGUAAAGUCGGCUGCGGUCAGGAAGGAUGGUUCACGGGGGAAACUCGUGGGAGCGAGGCGAGGGUGCCUGAUCGACAGAAGGCUGAUGGCCUAGAUGGCCAGCUCUCAGAGUGGUUCAGCUCUCAGAGACCAGGCUAGUGUAUAGGACUGGCUGGUCCUCCUGAGAAUGGCGCAGAACUGAACAUGCAGAGGAUGUGGAGAAGCCGUCCGCCAGCCCCCUUAAGUCCGCAGGCUUGGCAAACUCUGCCCCCUGGUGGCCACAGGAAACCAUGAUCCAGGCAUUGUGUUUUCCAGAAGGUCCAUCACUCCCCGGGCAGGCUCUUGGGGGACAUCUGUGGGCCUAAAACAGAACUCAGGUGACCCUGGGUCCAGAGCAGAGAUUUCAGGUGGCCUAGGAUCCUAGUCACCAGACAACUCAGAGUGACCACCUGGCACUGUAAUUCUCCGGGGCUCUGCUUCCUCCCCUGGGUGUUGGAGCGAAUACUGAGUAAUAGCUAAGGGUGUCCAGUUACUACUUUCUCCUGGUACCUUCAGCCCUCAAGUACAGAGCAGGAGGGUCCUAGAAGACAGGACCACAGCUGUGUGAGUUUACCCACUGUGGCCUUACACAAUCUGAGCUCAGUUGAGCCUCGUUCGCCCAUCUGGAAAAGUGAGCCAAGGACCUCGUGGAAUUGUGGAGGAGGAAAUACUGCUGCUGGUCUGACUCCAGCUGUCUAAGCUCCAGGGUAGCUUUGAGAAACUGAAGUGGAAGGAUGAAUACCCCAAAAACAUAACUAACCCCUUUUUCAAUUUGCAGCUGCCGCAAAAAGUGGGUGGCGAAACAGGCCCACGAAGGCUGAUGGGAGCUCCUGGUGUUGACAGAAAUGGAGCUGGGACUUGGAGACCCUACUGCAUUGCCCCACUGCCUCCGGCCUAGGUGGCAGUCAGCCUGGUGGCCAACCCUAGCUGCUCUUGCCCUGCUGAGCAGCGUCACAGAAGCCUCCCUGGACCCCAUGUCCGGCAGUCCCGCCAUUCGCGAUGGUCCCUCGCCGGUCCUGGCGCCCCCAACCGGCUACCUGCCUGGGGGACACACUGCGCAUUUGUGCAGCGAAAGAGCCCUGCCACCACCGCCACAGUCUCCCCAGCCUGCACCCCCGCCGCCAGGUCCCGCGCUCCAGUCUCCUCCCGGGGCGCUCCGCGGGGUACGCGCAGCGCGUGUAGGGACCCGUAGCAGUCGCGCCCGGGCCACGGAUACGCGCGGCUGUCGCCUGCGCUCGCAACUGGUGCCGGUGAGCGCCCUGGGCCUGGGCCACAGCUCGGACGAGCUGGUACGUUUCCGCUUUUGCAGCGGCUCGUGCCGCCGAGCACGUUCCCCGCACGACCUCAGCCUGGCUAACCUACUGGGCGCCGGGGCCCUGCGGUCGCCCCCCGGGUCCCGGCCGAUCAGCCAGCCGUGCUGCCGGCCCACUCGCUAUGAAGCCGUCUCCUUCAUGGACGUGAACAGCACCUGGAGGACCGUGGACCACCUCUCUGCCACUGCCUGCGGCUGUCUGGGCUGAGGAUGCUCUCUAAGCCUUUGCACACUGGACCUUUACCCAUGUGUCGCCCUGCCUGGAACAAUCCCACCUGGCCUCACUAGCCAGGAACCUCAGCCUGAAAUCGGGGCUGCAGAGCUCAGGCUCCAGGCCGGUGAGUGACAGACAUGGAGCAGGAGAGAUGACCUCACCACUGACCAAGCUCCAAGGCGCUCAUGGAUCCCAGCUCUACAGACACCAGAAACCUCAGCUAAGGAUAAUCCUCUGGGAGAAUCCAGAAAUGGCCCCAGGCCCUGGGGAAUGAAUUUUGAGGAGAUAGCAUUGUAGUCACGUUGCUGGAAGAGCCUGUGCCGAAGCCAGCUUUGUGAUCACUUGUGGAAGCAGAAGCCCUAUUUAUUAUUUCUAAAUUAUUUAUAUUUACCUUCCUGGUUUGUCAAAUCUUUUCCUGGACAUGGGGGAUGGGUGGAAGAGGCUGGAUGAAGAUGUGCCCCCCACCUCUCCACUUCCAUAUUUCACACUGACUCGGCAGUCACAGUGUUGACUUGGAUCACCUACUGCUUGUCCCUCGGGUGGCUCUGAGAUGGGAGGCACAGAUGGGUAACCAAGAUGCACAGUACUCGGCACUUGGGGCCUGGGUUACCUGUGGAAAAAUAAACUAUAUAGCGUUCUGUGGAGAAAGGCUGUCCUGUGACCGCUGGCACCUUUGAGGCCCCUGCUUAGUGGGUAAAGAUACAGAAAACCAUACUUUGUCCCACCAUCGAUGUUGGUGUCUUGCCAUGCAAGGACCUGUCUUGAAGGCUCCCUGACGGGUGUACAUGCUGCUUUCACUCACAGGUAGUCAACCCCUGAAGUAGCCCAGGGCAAGAGAACAUCUGAAGGGCUAAAGACGGGAGAGGGACUCCAGGGUGCUUGCUCAUGGGAAGGAAGCACAGAGCGACGUGAGGAUCGGAAGACGGGAAAGUGCUGAGAGUCUCAGCAGACGGUGGAUUGUAGGUGAUGAACAAGCCUAUUCAUUUACUUGCCCAAUAAACAUGGACAAUGAAAUGUCAGCUGCUAUGUAGACACUGAAGAUGGAGAGGUUUGGCUGCAGGUGUAGCUCAGUUGAUAGGGUGCUUGCCCAGAGUGCUUGAAGCUCUUGGUUUGGUUUCCAGCACCACAUAAACAGGGUGUAGUGGCACAUGCCUAUCUUACCAGCACGCAGGAGGCAGAAGCAGAAGGAUCAAAUAAAUAUUCAAGGGCAUCCUCAGCUACAUACUGUGUUCCAGGCUAGCCUGGGCUACAUGACAGUCUGCCUCACAAGGGAAAACAAAGUGGGGAACAUCAUAAUCUCUGUCCUUAAGCUCUGCCCAGGAAAGACAGGCAAUAAACGAGCAGUGACCUACCUAGUCACUUAAGUUCAGUGUGGCUAAUGGUAAUGGAAACAACUGGAGCUACGAGGGACACAUUUUCUCCCAGUUAGAAAGUUCAGGGUUGUCCCUGGCCUUUCACACCGUCCUCAGGCCAUCUCCAAAAGGCCAAUACAAUCAUCUGAGCUUUUCUGUGUGACUUUGAAACAGUGUUUUAAAUCAGGUGUGACAGUGCAUUCUUCUAAUCCAGCACUUGAGGUAUGGAGGCAGGAAGAUAAACUGAAGUUCAUUCUCAUCUACACCGCAAGUUCCAGUCCAUCUCGGGCUACAUGAGAACUUGUCUGAGAGAAAGGAGGGAGGAAGGAAAACUUUCCUGGUCCUGGGCAUUUAUAUUGAAGAGGCCAGUGUGGUCUUUCUUCCUUAAAACAAGACAGGGCACUUUUUAUUUAUGUGUGGAUGAGCAUGCGUGUUUGUUUGGAGGCCAGAGGUCCUCAACCUGCAUCUUCCUUCCUCAGAUGCUUUCUGGCUUAACUUUUGAGACAUAGUCUCUCUUUGGAUCCUAAGGUGGCCAAUUUGGCUAACCAGAAAACCCAGGGAUCCUCCUGUUCCUACCUCCCCAGCUCUGGAAUUACAAGCAUAUAAUUUUUUUAAUGUAAUUGCAUUUCGUUUAUCUUAUUUGUGUGUAUGCGUGGGUAAAUGUGAACACAUUUAGAGGUCAGGGAACAGCUUAUGGGAGUCAGCUCCCUCCUUUACUAUGGGGUCACGGAUCAAACCAAGAUCAUUAGGCUUGGUGGCAGGUCCUCACUCCUUGUGUUUGUGCCAAAGCACUUUAGCGACUGACCAGCUCCCAGGCCUCCAUUUGGAAAAGGUGCUAUGUCUAAGGGGUUAUGUUAUAACACAGGGGUUUCUGGGAAGCAGAGACACUCGUCUGGAGCAGAGCAGGAUGGCCUGAGUGGGAGAGGUGUGAGAGCCUCUAGCAAACAGAGCCCAUCCGAGAAAAUUCUGCCACCAAGAAACCAUGCUUGAUUCUGUUCUUUGGUGUUUAGAAUUCCUUUUUCAGCUUUUGUUAGGUUUUAUGUGGGAAUGCUUGCCAAACGUUUGGGCCCCACAUGUGUCCCCUAAGGGACACCUCAAACCUUCCCUUAGGUUUAUUCCAUCAGGAAUGCAUGGUCCCACCCACCCCCACCCACCCCACCCCCACACAGUUAUCUGCUCUGGCAGAUAGCCCUUGUCAGUGACUCUCAGCCAAGGAGCCCUAACUUAUCCCUAGCCAUAGAUCUCUGCGCUGUAGUGUCUGGGGACUGACUGGGGUCUCAUCCUGAAAAGGAGGGGUUGGGGCCAGGUGGUGGCGGUGCACACCUUUAAUCCCAGCACUCGGGAGGCAGACAGGUGGAUCUCUGUGAGUUACCAGCCUCGUCUACAAAACGAGUGCCAGGACAGGCUCCAAAGCUACACAGAGAAACCCUGUCUCGAAAAGCCAAAAAAUUUUUAAAAAAAGAAAGAAAAAGAAAAGGAGGAGUUGGAAAGAAAGUUGAGAAAAAGAUUUAAGAGACUGUGUCCCAUGAUUGUACCUUUGUCCUUCUCAAAAGGGUCCCCCCCCUACCUUGGAAACAGAGCCUUCUAAGAAGACCCUGUUAAAGCUAUGGGCUGUCUUCCCCCAUUCUGCUGUGUAAAUCCAGGCAAUAUGCUUGAGAGGCCAGGGGACACCUUCUGAAGCUCAUUUAGAGGUCCCAUGGCGUCCUUGGCCCCAUGUGAUGCUCUAUUCUAGGUACCUCCUGUAGCUGGAUUGAUCCCUCUGAAUGUACUGAGGCUCCAGUGUCAGGGCUUUGUCAAUUAUUUACAAUACACACCACACUUCAACCUUCCUCUGUUUCACCUCUCCUCUGUCCUUAUACUGACUUGAACAGAAUCGCAUUAUAAACAGAACUGAUGUUGGAACUAUGGGGUAUAGGGGUAGGAUAUCUGCCCUGACUUCUUCUCUAAAAGAACUUUCCUGAGAUCUCAGGGACCUCAAUGGCCACUUUCUAGAAAUUUUACCUUGACUGGAUCCCUCGCCCUCCCUCCUGUUUCCUUCCACUACCCCAGUUGUGGCCCUGGGGCUCUGAAGCUGAACCCCCCACCCAGCAUUGUCUUCACUUAGGGAUGCAGUUCCCUAAGCCUAUAUCAUCUAACGGUUACCCGUGUGCCUAUAUCAUCUAAUGGUUACCCGUGUACCUAUUGCCUAAUGAUUAUCCGUGUGCCUUCAAGCGUCACAUAUCUUCCUGAUGUCUUCAGCUCUGCUCUUCCUCCCUGUCCACCCUCUGAUACUUCACACUGCUAGUCUCCCCCCCUUCCAGCUUCUCAACUACUACAGGAUUCUCUCCGCAGCAACCUCUACCUGAUGGCACAAGACAGAAACUUGGGCAACAUUCUUGACUCCUUGAGCCUGUUCGCUGGUCCCAAAACAAUAAUUGCUGCUUCUGUUGACUGUUCGCUAAAACUCUAUUGCUGAAGACACCAUGCCCUCUGGCUUGUAGGACACAGAGGAAUAAAGCUUCCUGCCUGGCUGCUGGAAGAGAAUCAACAGUCUUCCUUAGUUGUGAGCCUUGCAUGCUGUCAGGCAAGAUGUACCCAUUGAUGAAAUAGUGGCAAGCCUGGUAUGGGGGUAACCACUUGCUUCCUGAUUGAACUUGAGGUCCACUGCACGAUGGGGGAAUUCAUACCUGGUAUUGUAAACCUACUCAAAAGUUCAUGGCUGGAAAGUCAUAGGCCAUAAUGGGGAAGCCACAUCUGUCUGUUGUUUUGAUAAAUUGACAUGAUGUACCCAGUAAGUUGCCUUCUAAAUAACUAUGUUUAUGCCCAGGGAUCAGUACUGCUGACGGUUUUCAUCAGUUUCUCUUUGUAGUGGACAGCAGUAACUGCAGAGACUUAUAGUGGGUCAGUGAUGAGCAUAAUGACUGUUGAAUGCUCAGUCAUAAGUGGGACAUCUGUAUCACACCCUCAAGGCUCGGGGAAAUAGCAGAAGAAGGAGAACAAAAUGUAAGUGAGCAGCUAUGAUUAUCUGCACAAGACUGGGUCCAUCAAUAUCCUGUCAUGAGGCUCCAUCUCCCUGUGAGGAUUUAUAGACAGCUAAUGGUUCAUGGGGUAGGGGAAAGACAUUUUCUUCAGUGGCAAGAUGUCCAUGCUCCUGUAACUGACCUUAGUGGAAUACAUUGGGACACACAUGGACACACACACAUAUGAAAACAACAACACAGCAUGAAAACAGAAAUGGAAUUAGUUGAGAAAAGAAAGGAUAUAAGUCAGAAGGGGACAAGAAAGAUGAAUAUGAUUAAAAUACAUUAUCUAUUACAUUAUGAAUAUAUGUCAAUGUUACUAUGAAACCCAUUAUAUAUAGCUAAUAUAUGCGAAUAAAACAUUUUAUUUUCA